Molecule: messenger RNA, 2817 nt
Organism: Thecamonas trahens ATCC 50062
Lineage: Eukaryota; Apusomonadida; Apusomonadidae
Product: ATP-dependent protease La
Exons: 2
Coding region: 1-2817 (938 amino acids)
Biological process (GO): chaperone-mediated protein complex assembly; protein catabolic process; proteolysis
Cellular component (GO): mitochondrial matrix
Molecular function (GO): single-stranded DNA binding; ATP-dependent peptidase activity; serine-type endopeptidase activity
Source: RefSeq, a predicted model, not a curated record
AUGGCGGUAGAGGCUCCGGGCGCCGGCUCGAUCUUUGCCCGCUCAUGGCGGGCGUCGAGCUCGGAGAGCGGCGAUGGGAGCGGCGGCGAGGGCAAAGAUACGCUGCCUGACUUUAUCACACUGGACGGAGAGGCGGCGCGGGCGAAAGACGGGUCGGGCAAGAGCAAGGACGACGGCGGUGAUGGCGGCGGAGCCGGGACAGCGGUCGGGUUCGAGGGCGUGCCGUCGUCGACGCUGCUGUUUCCGCUCUACCGGCGGCCGGUAGCGCCAGGUAUUGUGACACCGAUCUCGAUCACGUCGAUCAAGUUUGUGGAGGUGCUGAACAAGGUUGUGGAGAAGGGCGACAAGCACGUGGGUCUGUUCCUGGUCAAGGACCGCGAGGCGGCCGAAGCUGCAGCCAAGGGCAACGAGCUCUCACUGUCGUCGGCGAUGAGCGUGAGCAACUCGCGGUACAAUGUGACGGACAUCGAGUCUGUGCACAAGGUCGGUAUUCUGGCGCGGAUUGUGCGGAUCGACCCGUCACCGAUGGGCGCGCACGUGCUGCUCGCCGGGCGGUCGCGGAUCGAGAUCACGUCGCCCAAGGAGGUGGACAAGAAGAACGGGCACUCGUUUGUCAACAUCAAGGCGCUCCGUGACAAGGAGUAUGACCAGCGGAACGACUCUGUGCGGGCGCAUGCGGUGGAGAUUGUGACGACGCUCCGCGAGAUGCUGGCGCUCAACCCGAUGUUCAAGGAGCAGCUGCAGACGCUUGUGGACCAGGUCGACAUUGCCAAUCCGUCCGAGCUGGCUGACUUUGCGGCGUGGCUCACGACAUCGGAUGCCGAGGAGCUGCAGGCAGUGCUGGAGGAGCUCGACGUCGAGGCGCGGCUUGCCAAGUCGCUCACGCUGCUCAAGGCCGAGCUCGAGCUGACCAAGCUCCAGAAGCAGAUCCAGACGUCUCUGGAAGAGAAGAUCUCCAAGAACCAGCGCAAGUACUUUCUCAAUGAGCAGCUCAAGACGAUCAAGAAGGAGCUUGGGCUGGAGACCGAUGAGAAAGAGGCGCUGGCGGAGAAGUUCCGCUCGCGGCUGGAGAAGCUGCGUGUCCCGCCGCACGCGGCAUCGGUAAUCGACGAUGAGAUGGCCAAGCUUGCGACGCUUGAGCCGUCGUCGUCCGAGUACAACGUGACCCGCAACUACCUCGACUGGCUGACGCAGCUGCCGUGGGGCGUGUCGGCCGAGGAGAACCUGGACCUCAAGCGGGCGACGGUGGUGCUGGACAACGACCACUACGGGCUGAAGGAUAUCAAGGAGCGGAUCCUCGAGUUUAUUGCGGUCGGGGCGCUCAAGGGCACGGUGCAGGGCAAGAUCCUGUGCUUUGUGGGCCCGCCGGGCGUGGGCAAGACCUCGAUCGGCAAGUCGAUUGCCAACUCGCUCAACCGCAAGUUCUUCCGGUUCUCUGUCGGCGGCAUGACCGAUGUGGCAGAGAUCAAGGGCCACCGCAAGACGUACGUCGGAGCCAUGGCCGGCAAGCUUAUCCAGGCGCUCAAGACGACGGCAACGUCGAACCCGGUCAUCAUGAUCGACGAGAUCGACAAGAUGGGCCGCGGGUGGCAGGGCGACCCGAGCUCAGCACUGCUCGAGGCGCUCGAUCCGGAGCAGAACGACGCGUUCCUUGACCACUACGUCGACAUCCCGUAUGACAUGUCCAAGGUUCUCUUUGUCUGCACCGCCAACUCACUUGACUCGAUCCCAGGCCCGCUCCUCGACCGCAUGGAGGUCCUGCGACUCUCGGGCUACGUCCUUCAGGAGAAGGUCGCCAUUGUGCAAAAGUACCUCAUCAAGCAGGCGUACAAGACCUCGGGCCUUCCGCAUGGCACCGUCGACUUUACUGAUGACGCCAUCAAGGCGCUCAUUGCCGACUACUGCCGCGAGGCCGGCGUCCGCAACCUGCAGAAGCACGUGGAGAAGAUCUUCCGCAAGAUCGCGUUCAAGAUCCUCUCCGACAAGCCCGAGUUGGCCGGGCUGAUCGAGGCCAAGGCCAAGGCCGAGGCUGAGGCCGCCGAUGCCGCCGCCGCCGAGGCAUCCGCCAAAGCACCCGUCGAGCCCGAGCCGGCCGCCGCUGAGGCCGAGGACGAGGCCGACGAGCGGUUCACGUGGAAGGAGCUGGUUGACGAGCCGAUUGUGGUCUCGCCCGAGACCCUCGAAGAGUACGUGGGCAAGCCGGUGUACCAGCCGGACAACUUCUACGGCGACGCGGCGCCGCCUGGUGUUGUCAUGGGCCUCGCGUGGACAUCGCUCGGCGGGGCGACACUCUACAUUGAGACUUCGGCGUUCUCGACCAAGAAGGCCGACUUUAAGAUCACCGGCUCAAUGGGCGACGUGAUGAAGGAGUCGACCAAGAUUGCGCAGUCGUACGCGACUCAGGUGCUCGCCAAGCUCGACCCGGACAACAUGUUUAUGGAGGAGUAUGGAGUCCACAUGCACAUUCCCGAGGGGGCGACGCCAAAGGAUGGCCCGUCGGCGGGUAUCACCAUGGUCACCUCGCUUCUCUCUGCGGCGUUCAACAAGCCGGUGGCGGCAGACCUUGCCAUGACGGGUGAGAUCUCGCUCACCGGCAAGGUUCUCCCCAUCGGUGGCGUCAAGGAGAAGGCGCUCGCCGCGCGGCGGUCGGGCGUCUCCAACAUCAUCUUCCCGAAGGCCAACGAGAAGGACUGGGACGAGCUCGACGACUACGUCAAGGAGGGCCUCACUGCGCACUUUGCCACCGACUACGAGCAGGUGUACGCGUUGGCGUUCCCGGAUGGUGUGGCGACGUGGCCUGGCGCCAGCAGCGCGUAA